Babjeviella inositovora NRRL Y-12698 is the source of this 963-nucleotide messenger RNA. RefSeq lists its product as uncharacterized. Gene Ontology annotation, molecular function: aldose reductase (NADPH) activity. The transcript has a single exon. Gene Ontology annotation, cellular component: cytosol. Lineage: Eukaryota; Fungi; Ascomycota; Pichiomycetes; Serinales. The record is from RefSeq and is a predicted model, not a curated record. Bases 1 to 963 code for a protein of 320 amino acids.
AUGGCACCAGCCCAUACCAACAAAUUACUUACCGACGUGUCCUUCACCCUUAACAACGGCAAGAAGAUGCCUGCGUUGGGGUUGGGAACUGCCAAUAUGGGCCCCCACAUGGCUAAGACCACCGAAGCAGUCAUUGCUGCUAUCGAAGCCGGGUACCGUCACAUUGACACUGCUAGGAUGUACGGUUCGGAGGAGUAUGUCGGUGCUGCCAUCAAAGAUGUGAUUGCUAGGGGUAUCGUCAAGAGAGAAGACUUGUUUAUUACCACCAAAAUUUGGUGUACGUACUUUGAUAACCCGGCCAAGUGUCUUGAUAUUUCGUUGAAAGCCUUAGGCUUGGACUAUGUCGAUCUUUUGUUACAACACUGGCCGUUGUGUAUGGAAGGAGACGAAGACGGAAAUUCUAUUAAACGUGAGGACGGCACCUUUGUCUUCAAUCCAAAUGGAAGCUACAUCAAGUUUUACCAGAAAAUGGAGGACCUUUACCGCACUACUGAUAAGGCCAGAUCUCUCGGGGUUUCCAACUACAGUAAUGCGUUUCUUACUGAAUUAUUGAAGGUUGCUAGAGUGAAGCCGGUAGUGAACCAAAUUGAGUGCCAUCCGCGCUUACCUCUGAAGGAUAUUGUCGAGUUUGACAAAUCGCUCGAUAUUUUGAUCACUGCCUAUUCUCCAUUAGGUGCUGCGGGUGCACCUAACUUGAAACUUCCGUUGGUCCAGGAAUUGGCCCAGAAGUAUAACGUCACUGGCAACGAAGUUUUAGCAUCAUACCAUGUGCAGAGCGGUAGAAGUGUGAUUCCUAGAUCGGUUAAUAUUUCCAGAGUGAAGGAAAACAUUCACUUGGCGCCAUUAACCGCGGAGGAUCUCGCUGGUUUGGACCAAAUUGGGAUUGAUGAACCUCACUCUGUGAUGAUGCCGGAGAUUUGGGCCAAGAUGAUUGGAUUUACAACUUACACCAAGAGCGAGUAA